AUGCUGGCGGCUGGGAGCUACAGCAAGGACGUCCUGCAUGCCCAGGUGGUGUUAGGGGCCGAGGGUUAUUGCCUGGGCUAUCAAUCCACCCAUCUUCACAGCUUCGUGGCGCUCUUGACUUCUUCCGGAGGAGUAAAGUCCGCAGCCAAGCGUCAGCUGGACUGCGCGGGGGUGGUGAUCACCGUGUAUGCCGCGUGCGAGGUCCUGGCCGCCCGCCACGGCCAUGCCGACCUGUGCGGCGUCAGGGUCCAGGUGUCCGAGGAUCACUGCUGGCUGUCACUGGACGGCAGCGGCCGGCGGGACGCCGCGGUGGAGCUCACAACUAGCAACGCCGCGCUACGUGGCCUGGCGCCCGGCGCCGAGGCUUGGAGCGGCUGGCUGUACGCCGGGGGCCGGGCCCACACGCUGACGCAGCGCCAGGUCAUCGCUUCGCUGGUCGUCUCCGUGGACCCCACGGUUGUGAACGGGCGGGCGAAGAAGGUGAGCGGGCAGCUGGCGGGCCUGCAGCUCCUCCUGCUGCGCCAGCUGCAGGCGGCCGAGGCAGCAAUGUACCCCGCGGCCGAGAGGCUGGACAGCGCACUUGAGAAGGCGCUCGAGCGGGGCCAGGGCGUGGCCGCUUUCUGCGCCCAGUUCGAGCGGGAGAUUGCUAUGGCCCAAUCGAGCUUGGAAGGUGCCAUCUAUGCCUGUGCCGGGGCCCCUCCCAGUUCUGGGCUUGGUAAGAUGCGCGUGGCUGAUCAGAGCGCGGAGCUGCAAGCAAGUGACUGGAUCCUGGAAGCAGGAGAUGCCAGCUGGAAUUGGUACCCCUUCAGCUGCUAUGCAGAGGCCAGCCUGGGCUACGUGGAAGCCAUGGCGGGCGCUGACGGCAGUGCGCUGCAAGAAAACGUGCCGUCGCACUUCCAGCUGGGGCUGUGCGCCCUGGCUGCGGGGGGGCGGGUGCUGGCCAAGUACCGCCAUGCGCCCACAGACGACCAGCUCUACAAGGACAUUGACGAGCUGCUGCGCACCGUCAAGUCCGCCGCCGAUGCGGCUAUCCUGCAUAUCGAUGCGUCGGCCCUGCUGACGCCCUUGGCUGUCGAGCACCUGCUCCGCUUCCUGGAUGGCCUGUGCCUCUACUACUCGGGCAAGCCCAAGCCCGCCACAUGGGUUGCCACCUUGCUGAAGGUCCUGGCCUCGGCGACUCCAGAGGCAAGGCAGACCGGCGCGUCACGGGCCGCUGCCGCCAUGCAGAGCCCGACCAUGCGCGCCAGCAUGGGCCUGUGGUGGGAGCUCAAGCCCCGGCUGCUGAAACCCUUGUUUGAGGCCGGGGAGUCGGAGGGAGAGGGCGCGCGGAGAGUCAAGCGAGCCAGGGUAGUGGACUGA
Messenger RNA from Auxenochlorella protothecoides, 1359 nucleotides. RefSeq lists its product as hypothetical. Bases 1 to 1359 code for a protein of 452 amino acids. NCBI's taxonomy places the organism in Eukaryota, Viridiplantae, Chlorophyta, Trebouxiophyceae, Chlorellales, Chlorellaceae. The transcript is spliced from 5 exons. The record is from RefSeq and is a predicted model, not a curated record. Gene Ontology annotation, cellular component: nucleus; histone methyltransferase complex; chromatin. Gene Ontology annotation, molecular function: chromatin binding; Y-form DNA binding; transcription cis-regulatory region binding. Gene Ontology annotation, biological process: regulation of transcription by RNA polymerase II; negative regulation of cell population proliferation; negative regulation of cell cycle.